Molecule: messenger RNA, 1172 nt
Organism: Symsagittifera roscoffensis
Lineage: Eukaryota; Metazoa; Xenacoelomorpha; Acoela; Convolutidae
Exons: 2
Coding region: 257-601 (114 amino acids)
Source: RefSeq, a predicted model, not a curated record
AUAAUCACAAAUGAUUCAUAACCUAAAUACUUCAGCCGGUAUUGAUUUUUGGUAUACUAGACCUUCAAUUGAAUAAUUUAGUUUUAUAUUUUAGAUCUUCGGAAAACCUUGGAUCACUUUUAUCGAAACUUCAUCAUCAAAUCAGCACAAUCAUUUGUAGCAAAUCUUUGCUUUUCAAAGCUACUUCUUCAAAAAUAUCAUUGAGAUAUUUAUAACUUUGAUUUACAACAUAGUCAUAACUAAUUAGUUAUUAAAAAUGGAUGCUGUAACUGGUGCAUUAAACAAGGACUGGGAAAAUGGACUCUGCAGUUGCUUCGGGGACUUCAAAGUGUGCAUCAUAACGAUGCUGCUGCCUUGCUACACGGCGGGCAAGAUAGGCGACAAGGUGCCAGGACUGUCCUGCAUCACAGCCGGACUUCUCUUUCUCAUUCCAGUGGUCAACUUGAUCAUAGCGUUUAAACUUAGAAGUGGGAUCAAGACAGUGAAGAUGAUCAAUGAGGGGAUGGUAGCCACAUGCAUCUACUCCAUCUGCUGUCCCUGCUGUGCACUCAUCCAGGAGGCCAGAGAACUGGGCGUGGAACUUCCCAUGGCACGCGAAUAGAUUCAGAUCCACCCAGUCAACAUCAACAACUCAACAACAACAUCAACAAUAGUAAUGACGAAACAACAACAAAAAACAGAAAAAUUGUGAAUCCUAAUUGCUGAAUCACACCGAGCAGAUCGUAAUCAAAUUACUAAAUUAAACUAAAAAUUAAACAGACAGAGAACUUUCUAGUGAUGCUAAAUGCUCUGCACGAAUUGGAAAAAAAACGCUUGAUAUUUAUUUCUACAAAAAGGCUUUGAAAAUUUUCAAAAAUUAAAUUGAUGUUUCGUUUGCUACUUUUCUAAAACAAAUUGAUAAAUUUACUAAUCUAUCUGGGUGCUUUUGGUUAUUGGCGAAUCUGUACAACUAAACACUCGGUGAUUUCAGAUUUGAAUGUUCUUUUGCUUCAUUUUGGUUUUAGAAAAUAUUGGUGAUUAUUAAAUUCUUUGUGUGAAGACAUAGUUUACAGAAUUUUAAAAAACGUGUCGGUGCCAUCUUUCUUUUUGAAUAUUGCACGGUCUCGUUGCGUCUUGCUACGCAACAAUCCUUGAAAAAAAAACAGGAAAAAUUAAGAAAACUUUAGACAUUU